This is a messenger RNA of Erigeron canadensis, 1551 nucleotides long. Its product is annotated as NAC domain-containing protein 71-like. Gene Ontology annotation, molecular function: DNA binding. The record is from RefSeq and is a predicted model, not a curated record. The transcript is spliced from 4 exons. Bases 339 to 1313 code for a protein of 324 amino acids. Gene Ontology annotation, biological process: regulation of DNA-templated transcription. NCBI's taxonomy places the organism in Eukaryota, Viridiplantae, Streptophyta, Magnoliopsida, Asterales, Asteraceae.
GGUAUUUCAAAGAUUCGAUAUUUUUUUCCAUAACUUGUAACAAAUAUAUAUAUACUUUUAACAAUUUGGGAAGGUUUUGAUUGUUAAGAAUCCAUUGAAGUUUCUAAAAGAAAAUGAUCUUGUUGAACAAUGGAAGCAUUCUAUGGAACUUAGUUGCAACUCUUGAAAGUAAAUUAUGUAUUGAGAAAAGCUUCUAUUUCUGGAUUUUUCAAAUUUUCAAUAGUUAUAAUACGAGUACUUAACCGAAAACUCUGACAUUGUAUUGUUCUAAGUUACUUUUGGCCUUUUUUUUGGUUCUAUAUUUUCUUUGUAAAUUCUCUAAAUUCUAGUAGGAGAUUAUGGGAGGAUCUUCACUGCCACCAGGGUUUCGCUUUCAUCCAACGGAUGAAGAAUUGAUUGGAUAUUACCUUAAAAGGAAAGUUGAAGGACUUCAAUUCGAACUUGAAGUGAUUCCGGUUAUUGAAUUGUACAAAUUUGAUCCAUGGGAAUUGCCUGAUAAAUCUUUCCUUCCAAAGCGCGAUAUGGAGUGGUUCUUUUUUGUUCCACGUGAUCGCAAAUACCCAAAUGGGUCGCGAACAAAUAGAGCAACAAAAGCCGGUUACUGGAAAGCCACAGGAAAAGACCGAAAAGUGACAUGCCAAUCUUCUCUGGCAGGGUAUCGUAAGACUCUUGUCUUUUAUCGUGGCAGAGCACCAUUAGGUGAUCGCACUGAUUGGGUGAUGCAUGAGUACCGCCUAUGUGACGAUGUUUCAAGAGGGACACCAAGUUUUCAGGGACAGUUUGCUUUGUGUCGUGUGAUGAAAAGGAACGAGUCAAAAACCAGCUAUGUGACUAGUGGCCCAAAAACUAAGGAGCCCGGAAGUAGUAGUAAUGGAGUUGUCAAUGACUCGUUGGUUCUUCAAACAAGCACCCGAAUGGGUAAUGAGAGUAAUUUAUCCAGUCCUCUUGCCUCUUAUGAGAAAACGUCUACUUCAGAAAAUGAACCAACUUCCUCUGUUGGCCGUACCAAUUCUUCGAGCUUUUGGGUCUCACCUGAUUUAAUUCUUGAUUCUUCAAAGGAACAAUCGAGAGGAUUAGAAGGGCCGUUUGGGUAUAUCACAGAGGACAUUUCAAAUCCAAUGAGUCCAUGGCAACCAUAUCACCAGGUUGAAAUCUCACCAAGUUCAUCAUACUCGAAUUUUACAGAGGAAGUUGAACUAGUUGAUGACCCAAAUCGAUUUGGCUACAUGUCGCCAUAUUCAGUAAAUGAAAACUUAACAGGAUUUUUUGGAAACGAAGAUCAAUUUCCAUAUGAGUUUUACGGAGGUAGUUGAGCCUUUAGUUCUCGAAAGGCACACAAAGAUUGGGGUUACUGUGUUCCUAAUACGUUUAAGGGGGUUGUGUUUUCUGUCUUCAUUUUUUUCUUAUUAUUGUGUAAUGCUUUAUAGUAGAAUACAAAAAGAGUCCCUGAGUAACGAUCACUAUUAUCGAUUGUUACCAGGAGUGGAUAUGAUGUCUGCUUUUAUAAGCUUUCAUGGAAGCAAUCUACUGUGAAAUACUAUAUUUUUUUUC